AAGUUUCUUGUGAACAAAGGCAUAAAACCAGCGGAUAUCUACAGAUGGCUUCAAGUACAGUACGGCGAUGAGACACUCAGCCGCAGUAAGACAUAUGAAUGGCAUAAACAUUUCAAAGAUGGCCGUAUGUCCAUCAGUGACGAUCCCAGUUGUGGUAGUUCCCACCCCACAGCAGUCAUUCCUGUGAACACUCCACGUGUGGAGCACCUGAUCCUGGAUAAUCGACACAUAACCUGUUGUGAAAUUGCACAAGAGACAAAUCUUUCUGUGGGAAUGGAGAACACAAUCAUUUAUGAAUGUCCUUGGAUGGUU
Molecule: messenger RNA, 312 nt
Organism: Staurois parvus
Lineage: Eukaryota; Metazoa; Chordata; Amphibia; Anura; Ranidae
Source: the annotation of a GenBank genome assembly